GACACGGCGCCCGGGAGAGCUGGGUUUUGUUCUGCGGGCGCGGGGCGGGGGGGGACUCCCGCACCGGUGACCGGAAGUGAUCCUACUGACCGGAAGCGAGGCCUGAAGGGAGAGCGCGGAUGCCCUGAGGGAGGAGCUCUCCGCGAAGGGGGCGGAGGGGACGUUGCGAGCCGCCGGCGAGCUGGCGGCUGGGCUCCCAGGCUGCGUGCCGGGCGCUGGGCGAGCCGGUGGGCGCCGCGGGGCCGAACUCCCGGGCUGAGGACGCGGACGCCUCACGCUCCCGAGAGCCGAGCGGGAGGGCUUUGGGCCCCCGGGGCGCCUGACGGGAGCUGGGCUGGUCGUGCGCUGCUGCUGCUGCCGCCUUUGGACGGGAGCCGGCGCCGGCUGGGGCAGGGAAGGAGCCGGGAUGGCCUGGGCUCUGAAGCUGCCUCUGGCCGAUGAAGUGAUUGAGUCGGGGCUGGUGCAGGACUUCGAUGCCAGCCUGUCCGGCAUCGGCCAGGAACUGGGUGCUGGUGCUUAUAGCAUGAGUGAUGUCCUUGCGUUGCCCAUUUUUAAGCAAGAAGAGACAAGUUUGCCUCCUGAGAAUGAGAACGAAAUCCUGCCUUUUCAGUACGUUCUGUGCGCUGCCACCUCUCCAGCGGUGAAACUGCAUGAGGAAACCCUGACGUACCUCAACCAAGGACAGUCUUAUGAAAUCAGAAUGCUAGACAAUAGAAAACUUGGAGAACUUCCAGAAAUCAAUGGCAAGUUGGUGAAGAGCAUAUUCCGUGUCGUGUUCCACGACAGGAGGCUGCAGUACACUGAGCACCAGCAGCUAGAGGGCUGGAGGUGGAACCGCCCAGGAGACAGGAUUCUCGACAUUGAUAUCCCAAUGUCUGUGGGUAUAACUGACCCCAGGGCCAACCCUACCCAGCUGAACACAGUGGAGUUCCUGUGGGACCCCGCCAAGAGGACAUCUGUGUUUAUUCAGGUACACUGCAUCAGCACGGAGUUCACGAUGAGGAAGCACGGCGGAGAGAAAGGGGUGCCAUUCCGAGUACAAAUUGAUACCUUCAAGGAGAAUGAGAACGGGGAGUACACAGAGCACCUGCACUCGGCCAGCUGCCAGAUCAAAGUCUUUAAGCCUAAAGGUGCAGACAGAAAACAGAAAAUAGAUAGAGAGAAAAUGGAGAAACGGACACCCCAUGAAAAAGAGAAGUACCAACCUUCCUAUGAGACAACCAUACUCACAGAGUGUUCACCGUGGCCCGAGACCACCUACGUCAGCAAUUCCCCAUCACCUGGCUUCAGCAGCUCUCAUAGCAGUUUCUCCCUUGGGGAAGGAAACGGUUCUCCCAAGCACCAGCCGGAGCCGCCCCCUCCAGUCACAGAUAACCUCCUGCCAACGACCACGCCUCAGGAGGCCCAGCAGUGGCUGCAUCGAAACCGCUUUUCCACAUUCACGAGGCUUUUCACCAACUUCUCAGGGGCAGAUUUAUUGAAACUAACUAGAGAUGAUGUGAUUCAAAUCUGCGGCCCUGCAGAUGGAAUCAGACUUUUUAAUGCGUUAAAAGGCCGGCACGAGCACGAGGUCCUGGUGCGAGGAGAAUCUAGUCGGUGCCGACGUGUGGCCGAGGGUCGCAUCGGAGGGGAGCAGCUGCCCUAG
This is a messenger RNA of Psammomys obesus (fat sand rat), 1645 nucleotides long. It is a transcript of the gene Tfcp2, whose product is annotated as transcription factor CP2. The record is from RefSeq and is a predicted model, not a curated record. Gene Ontology annotation, molecular function: RNA polymerase II cis-regulatory region sequence-specific DNA binding; DNA-binding transcription activator activity, RNA polymerase II-specific. The transcript is spliced from 12 exons. Bases 407 to 1645 code for a protein of 412 amino acids. Gene Ontology annotation, cellular component: nucleus. Lineage: Eukaryota; Metazoa; Chordata; Mammalia; Rodentia; Muridae. Gene Ontology annotation, biological process: positive regulation of transcription by RNA polymerase II.